This is a messenger RNA of Blepharisma stoltei, 793 nucleotides long. Lineage: Eukaryota; Ciliophora; Heterotrichea; Heterotrichida; Blepharismidae. The record is from the annotation of a GenBank genome assembly.
AUGUCAGCACAAGAAAUCCAAGCAGGCGUGCAGUUCAAAUUGCUCAUCAUUGGAGAUUCUGGUGUUGGAAAAUCAUGUUUUUUAUUGCAAUUUACUGAAGGGGUUUUUAAAGAGGAUCAUACUGUAACUAUUGGAGUCGAAUAUGGAGCUAAAAAUAUAACAAUCAGCAAUACACUGGUAAAGCUUCAAAUCUGGGACACAGCUGGACAAGAAGAUUAUAGGUCAAUAACCAGAACUUUCUAUAGAAAUGCCCAUGGGAUUAUUCUUAUGUAUGACUUAACUAAUUUGCAGACUUUUGAAAAUCUUGACACAUGAUUGAACGAAGCCAAACAAAACGCAGGUGAUGAUGUUAUGAUAUUUUUAGUAGGAAAUGUGUUAGAUUUAGCAGAUGAGGAAAGAGAAGUCGACACAGAUAUUGCUGAAAAAUGAGCAGAAGAAAAUAAGGCAGCAUGUCUUUUCCUCUGGACAUUUUCUCUUGAAAGCAUUUUCUUGGAAAACUUUUUCCAUCACUAAAAUUAACUGUUUUAGCUAAAAAUGUUUGAUGAGGAAAACUUUCGACGAAAAAUCAUGAUCAAAAGAAAUCUGUUACUAAAAUAAGUUAGAUGGAUUCCUAGAAGGGUCUGCAAAAACUGCUGCAAAUGUAACAGAGUAAGAAUCAUUUAGGGUUUUUACGAAAUUUGGAGAAAUUCUAUUUAAAAAAUACCAAAAUCAAACAACUGUUACAGAAACUCGGCCUCCUGAUCUUGUCAUAAUAAAACCAACAGACACUAAGAAAAAGAAAGGAUGCUGCUAA